This is a messenger RNA of Pelodiscus sinensis (Chinese soft-shelled turtle), 1923 nucleotides long. Lineage: Eukaryota; Metazoa; Chordata; Testudines; Trionychidae. The record is from RefSeq and is a predicted model, not a curated record.
GGGCUGGCGGGCAGGGAACAGAGGAGAUUUGGUUCCGCAGUGGGCGAGGGGCUGCAGGGCAGAGCGAGAGAGAGGACGGGACGGAGGGAGCGGCAGUGAACAAACCGUGGAGGAGAGGGGGGCCUGACCAGCUAACCCCCAGGCUGAGCGGCGGGAGGCACCAGACAAGAGAAGAGUCUUAACCAAAGCAAACAAAGUCAGUUUCAGCAGUUCUUUCAUUAUCGCUGGGAGACAAAGACAAGGAAGAAUGAUGAAGAAAAGCAAAAUAGGGCUCUGGAUCACUUUUGUCUUUGCCCUUUUCUUUGUCUGUAAACUUUUCUGGUCCCCUGACUACAACUUCUCAUGCGAGCUAAGUCCUGAGCCGUACCUGAUGCAGGAGGAUGACGUGAAACGGAGCAGCGGCAUCAUCUUUGUGGAGACCACAGACCGUCUUGAGCCUUCUCCGUUGGCUUCGUGUUCUGUGGAAUCUGCUGCCAGGGCCUACCCAGACAGACCCGUUCGUUUCUUCAUGAAAGGGCUGAACAGUAACAUGUGGCGCGAUUUAAAUUCCACUUCCACAGCCUUGGCUCUUCUAUCUGCCAUGGAGAACGUCUUCUUUCUGCCUCUCCCGAUGAAAACUAUUUUCUACGAGACCCCUCUGCUCCCAUGGUAUUGCAAGGUAAAUCCAGCCCGGGAGAGGUACUGGCUGCAUGUCAGCGCAGAUGGUAUCAGGCUUGCGCUCAUCUGGAAAUAUGGUGGGAUUUACAUGGACACUGAUGUCAUCUCCAUCAGGCCUGUUCCAGUAGCAAACUUCCUCACGGCCGAGGAUUUCCAGUUGGCCGGCAAUGCGAUUUUUGGCUUUUCUCGCCAUCACAAGUUCAUCUGGGAUUGCAUGGAGGAUUUUGUUCAAAAUUACAGAGGACGUAUUUGGGGCUACCAAGGGCCCAGGUUACUGACAAGGAGGCUCAAGGCGUUGUGCCCCGUAACCAAUUUCCAUAAAGUGGUUACGGAUAUAAACUGUCAGAACAUUUCUUACUUACAUCCUCAGCGUUACUACCCCAUCCCCUACGUACAAUGGAAUCGGUACUUCCAGGUCUGGGAGAAAAGCGUCGACUUCAACAACUCCUAUUCUCUGCAUCUGUGGAACUACAAGAACUGGAAACACAAACGUGUGGUUGCAGGAAGUAACACCUUAGUGGAAAACCUCUUCAAAACAUAUUGCCCCACCACGUAUAAAGUCCUUAUUCAAGGCCCAGAAGGCAGUGUUCCGUAAGUAACAAAACAAGACUGAAUGACAGCAUUUAGCGGAACAACGUGACUCUUCCAGCCAUCAUGGUCCUGGGACUGAAAUAAAUUGUGCACAACACGGAUCUCCUGAGUCAGUGACUCUCAGCCUUUUUCUGUCUGCCGGUGACUUUGUAGGACAGAACCUCUCACAAUCCACCUCUUCUCUGAAGAUUCCCCAGGAGCUAAUGAAAUCAGUAGGCAAGCAAGGGUGUAAAUCCCUCUGGGGAUGACUUGAUAAGUGUGUCUUGUCCUUUUGGGAAUGUUUUCCAAAGCACUGAAGAGAUCGAGGAACCUGCGUCCUCUUGUGAAAAGUCACGUUGGCUUUGGGUUCCAAAGCUCCACUGAAAAUCAGGCCUUUGGUGCCUACAGAUGCCUGUAACUGCUUUUGAAAAUCCCAUUGGGCAUCUCUCCUCCCCUGGAGGUGUCUAAAUGCCUUUCAUCAUUCGUCCUCUUGGAUGCUUUUGGAAAUUGUGCCCGGUCAUUUGCUGUGAGUGUCUAUAGCACCCUGUGCAAUGAGACUGAGGCUUCACCGUGUUACUGUAAUAUUGAUGUUCAAUAACGGUGAAUACAGUGGCGCUCAGCGAACAACGGCCCGCACCUCCCGCCCCCCUCGAGGUGUUUAAUACAAUUGUUUGUUUCUCCUUUGCUUCAGCUCCG